UUUAGGAAAAAAAAAAAAACUGAGAACACACGGAAGAAGCACCUAUGAAGAUGGACAGAAACUUUUGUUUAAUUUUGUUGAGCCAUGAAAAAGACAUGAUUGAACCACCAACGCUUCCCGUUAGCAACACAAAACCACUCCCCAUCUAAAUAUAUCUAAUUAAAAACAAAGAAAACCCUCCCCAAAAAUUUCCACUUGACAAAAUGCCUCUCUAAAGACUCAGAUGCACGUAAAGAGGCUGAUUUCCGGUUUGCAGCCUCUGAUCCCCACCGAGUGGCUGCCGGGGGCAUCCGAUAACCAGUCCAAGAAAAUGCGGGGGAAACCGGUCUCCGGCAAAAUGAUCCUUGUACUCUGUCUUGCUAGCUUCCUUGCAGGAUCUCUGUUCACAGGUCACACGUGGACUCACGGUGGUCCCUCUCCGACCAUGACCAUCCUUCCGACCGAUGUCACUAGGUUAGCAGGAGAAAUAACACCUGACUGUAACCGGAAACGUAAAUUGGUUGAAGGAAAAUCAGAAGAUAUCAUGGGAGAAGUAACGAGAACUCACCAAGCUAUACAAUCUCUUGAAAGAACAGUUUCGAACUUAGAAAUGGAACUGGCAGUAGCUCGUACCCGCGGCCAACUCUCACCGGAAAAAGCUUCCAACCACAGCUUACAAAAAGCCUUCGUGGUCAUCGGAAUCAACACGGCUUUCAGCAGCAGGAAAAGGCGGGACUCGCUCCGGGAAACCUGGAUGCCUAGAGGAGCUAAACUGAAGAAAUUGGAGGAGAAAGGGAUCGUGGUACGGUUCGUGAUAGGGCACAGUGCCACCCCAGGCGGCGUUCUUGACAAGUUGCUUGACAAGGAGGAGGCGGAGCACAAGGACUUCCUCCGCCUCAAACACGUCGAAGGUUACCACGAACUCUCCACCAAGACUCGAGUGUAUUUCUCCACUGCGGUCGCCUUGUGGGAUGCGGAUUUCUAUAUUAAGGUGGACGACGAUGUUCAUCUCAACAUAGGUACGUUAGUGAAUACGUUGGCAAGGCAUCGAUCAAAACCUCGUGUUUAUAUUGGAUGCAUGAAAUCAGGGCCAGUUCUUUCUCAAAAAGGGGUGAAAUAUCAUGAGCCAGAAUACUGGAAAUUUGGUGAGGAAGGAAAUAAGUAUUUCAGGCAUGCCACAGGACAACUCUAUGGCAUCUCCAAGGAUCUUGCUGCCUAUAUUUCUGUCAACGCGCCCAUAUUGCAUAGGUAUGCAAAUGAGGACGUCUCUUUGGGCGCAUGGUUCCUUGGCCUGGAAGUUGAACAUGUGGAUGACCGUUCCAUGUGUUGUGGCACCCCUCCAGACUGUGAGUGGAAGGCAAAGGCAGGGAAUGUAUGCGUGGCGUCAUUCGAUUGGUCAUGCAGUGGGAUAUGCAAAUCAGUGGAGAGGAUGAAGGAAGUACACAACUCUUGUGGAGAAGGAGAUGGUGCCGUUUGGAAUGUUGAUCUUUAAUCAUAUAUCAUGUUGUAAUUAAACUGAUCAGAUAUAAAAUUUUCCCACUUGAGCUUAGAUAUCAGGGAGAGACAGUAAUAGAAGAGAAUAAAAAAAAAGCUAAGAUAAGCUAAAAUUUUCUCACUUUAUUUUUUAUUGAUAAAGUCAAGCACAAAAUUGAUGUUAGAUUUCCAUCUAUGUAACUGCAUUUGGUAUAAAUGAAAUAAAUUUGGGUUUUCUUG
This is a messenger RNA of Rubroshorea leprosula, 1692 nucleotides long. Lineage: Eukaryota; Viridiplantae; Streptophyta; Magnoliopsida; Malvales; Dipterocarpaceae. The record is from the annotation of a GenBank genome assembly.